AUGAAGAUUUAUAUGGUGAUAUUUUUAUGUUUAUCAUCGGGAUUUCUUCCAACAGGAUGGACUUAUCUCAAAUUUAACAGCGCUGAGAAGUUUAGCGAUGCUGUAGAAGAAUGUGAUAAUCGAGGUUUAGAAUUAUUAACAAUGUCAACCUAUCGUCAGUACCUAGAUGCUCAGGAAUAUUUCCAAACCAAUUCACCGGGUGUUUCAUGGUUGGCGUUGGAAGAAAACACAACAACGGGCAACUAUCAGUGGUUAAAUGGACAAGUUUUAACAGAGUUGAAAUGGGAAUCAGGAGAACCUGUGGACUACACUGGAACUGAUUGUGGUGCCAUCGACGUGUACUCCAAGGAAUGGCACUCAACUCUAUGUACCAACAAAAGACAUUACAUUUGUGUCGGAUCAGAUGGAUCAUCUUCUAUAAGCAGUAUCAAAGUUAAUUUCUACACAGCAGUUCUCAGCUGCCAAUCUGAAGGCAGACGACUUCCGGUAGCCAUUACUAAUCUCGAUAAAAACUGGUUAAAUACUUUCAUUCAAACGAACUCCUUGACGAAAGAUAUCUGGUUGGGCUUGAUGGAAUCUGGAACACAACCUGGUGAUUACUAUAAAUGGGUAACAGGAGAACACCUUACACCACCUUUCACUUGGGCAGACUCCAACAGAUUUCCCACAGUCCAAUAUCGUCACUCAGGUGUCAACAAAGGGUUUCAAUGUUCUGCGUUGAACAAACAGAAAUAUGUUUGUCAAUCUCCUGAAGCCACAGCUGUGGUCCGUAGUCUAGAUAAGUUUGUGUUCGUGUCCAACAAUGCAAUUGUAUUGGGUUCCAUCAGAAAAACUACAACUAUCAACUCUGUAAGAAGAUUUCAGUGUGCUCUAGAGUGUCUACAAGAUACUGGUUGUAUACAGUAUACUAUUCAAGAAAGUAAUUUUGUGUUUAUAAACUCAUCAACUCUGGUAUACUCUACUAGAUAUUAUCUAUGUGUUGGAUCAGAUAGAAGUUAUUAUAUAGGUAGCGCUAGUGUUGAUUUCUAUACAGCAGGUAUUAACUGUCAAUCUGAAGGCACACGACUUCCAGUAGCCAUCACAAAUCUCGACACAAACAGGUUGAAUGAAAUCAUUGACGUUACAUCGAUAUCGAGCGAUAUCUGGCUGGGUUUAAUCAGAUCUGGAACACAACCUGGUGAUUACUAUAACUGGGUAACAGGAGAACACCUUACACCACCUUUCACAUGGGCAGUUAGCACCCGAUAUCCCAGUGUUCACUACCAUCACAGCGGCAGUUUAAAGGGGUUUCACAGUAGUACAUGGCAAGUACCAGGAUAUGUUUGCCAACCAAAAACUAUAGUUCCUAUAGUAAUUAAAGCUCCAGCUGUGGUCCGUAGUCCAGAUAAGUUUGUGUUGGCGUCCAACAAUGCGAUAGUAUCAGAUCCCCCACGAAGAGCCACAACUAUCAACUCUGUAAGAAGAUUUCAGUGUGCUCUAGAGUGUUUACAAGAUACUGAUUGUAUACAGUAUACUAUUCAAGGUUAUCUGUGUAGGACAUUUGGUGAAAGUCUGGUCAUCACCGACUAUAGUCGAGGACACAUGUUAUGGCAGAGAAAAAUUAUAUCGUAA
Molecule: messenger RNA, 1611 nt
Organism: Lottia gigantea (owl limpet)
Lineage: Eukaryota; Metazoa; Mollusca; Gastropoda; Lottiidae
Exons: 11
Coding region: 1-1611 (536 amino acids)
Biological process (GO): biological process involved in interspecies interaction between organisms
Cellular component (GO): external side of plasma membrane
Molecular function (GO): carbohydrate binding
Source: RefSeq, a predicted model, not a curated record